AUGCCAGUGCUCGCUAUUAAUGCUGAGUCAGAAACAGGUAUCCCAAAAUCCCUUUCUAAUGAUCUUCCAUCAGAAACCAUGGAGGAGAUAGAACACACAUGCCCUCAGCCUCGGUUGACUUUGUCUGCACCUGCUCCAUUUGCAGGUGAAACAAGCUGUCAGUGCAAAGCUCCUCAUGAGAAGCUAACCAUUGCUCAGGCCCGCCUGGGAACACCAGUUGACAGACCUGUCAGAGUGUAUGCAGAUGGGAUAUUUGAUCUCUUCCAUGCUGGUCAUGCUAGAGCUCUUAUGCAAGCUAAAACUCUCUUCCCUAAUAGCUACUUGUUAGUAGGAGUUUGCAGUGAUGAUCUAACGCAUAAGUUUAAAGGAUUCACUGUAAUGAAUGAAGCUGAGAGGUAUGAGGCCCUCAGACACUGCCGCUACAUAGAUGAAGUAAUUAGAGAUGCUCCAUGGACACUUACACCUGAGUUUCUGGAAAAGCAUAAGAUUGAUUUUGUAGCUCAUGAUGAUAUUCCAUAUUCUUCUGCUGGGUCGGAUGAUGUGUAUAAACACAUAAAGGAAGCAGGAAUGUUUGUACCAACUCAGAGAACGGAAGGCAUCUCAACUUCAGACAUUAUCACCAGAAUCGUACGUGAUUAUGAUGUGUAUGCUCGUCGUAACCUUCAGAGAGGAUAUACUGCCAAGGAGCUGAAUGUUAGCUUUAUAAAUGAGAAGAAAUACCGUUUUCAGAAUCAGGUAGAUAAAAUGAAGGAAAAAGUGAAGAAUGUUGAAGAAAAAUCUAAAGAAUUUGUGAAUCGAGUGGAAGAAAAAAGUCAUGAUCUCAUUCAGAAAUGGGAAGAAAAAUCCAGAGAAUUUAUUGGCAACUUCUUAGAGUUGUUUGGACCAGAUGGAGCUUGGAAGCAGAUGUUUCAAGAGAGAAGUGGCCGCAUGCUCCAAGCUUUGUCUCCAAGGCAAAGUCCUACAAGCAGUCCAACGCGAGGACGAUCCCCAUCACGGUCUCCAUCUCCCCCUUCUCCCUGGCUCUUCAGGAAAGCAUCACCUCCUUCAUCUCCAAAAGCUGCCUCAGCAUCCAUUAGCAGCAUGAGUGAGGGAGAUGAGGAUGAAAAGUAAAAAAGAAAAAAGAAGAGACUCAAAAUACAAAAAUGGCCCUCUAAUCUAGAAGUAAAGUGGGUGAAACAAGAAAAGCAAUGCACUGGGUAUUUCUGAAAUGGGAAGGGGGUACCACAUGGGCACUGAAGAUCUCAGCUACAGCACAGGUACUUACAGAAGGGGGUGGGUGUGGUUUGCUGGACCAGCAGUGAACGAUUAAAAGAAUAUGCAAAAUAUCUGAGUUCUUUACCAACAAUUCUGAGAAAUGUAUUGUGUUGUUCCAGUUGUUUGCUGCUAAAGCUGCUGAAGAGUUAUGUGGAGUCUUGCAUAAAAGAGAAUUGUACACUGUUUGAGAGGAAGCAAGCUGGUGCAUAGAAUUAAGUGACAAUCCCUUUGCUAGACCAGAUGUAACUACAUUUGAACUCAAUUGCAUAACUGCUACAAACUGGACCUUUUCAGAUCAAAUGAGAACUAUUACAUGGAAGCAGCAAAAAGCUCCCUCAUUGCAAGCAAAGGAAAGCAA
Messenger RNA from Eublepharis macularius, 1612 nucleotides. RefSeq names its product phosphate cytidylyltransferase 1B, choline (gene PCYT1B). Gene Ontology annotation, biological process: CDP-choline pathway. Lineage: Eukaryota; Metazoa; Chordata; Lepidosauria; Squamata; Eublepharidae. The record is from RefSeq and is a predicted model, not a curated record. Gene Ontology annotation, molecular function: choline-phosphate cytidylyltransferase activity; phosphatidylcholine binding. The transcript has 8 exons. Bases 1 to 1110 code for a protein of 369 amino acids.